AUGUUUUCUAGUACCAAGAGCCAGCUUCACAGCUUAGCAAUAUGCUUUAUUGGUGUUUUAGAUAUAGCGUCUGGUAUCACGCUCGAUGUCAAAAAUCAAAGUUCCCUUCUCAGUGCUACGCACACCAUCGCCCACGACUUAAUGUCCUACUACACCGGCUCUCAACCCAACUCUCCCUCCCUUGGCGUCCUUUCAAAGCCAUAUUACUGGUGGGAAGCGGGUGCCAUGUGGGGGACCAUGAUCUCCUACUGGCACUACACCAACGACAGCACAUACGUGACGGACGUCGGCCUCGCUAUCCUCUCCCAAGCAGGCCCGAACAACGACUUCAUCAUGGCUAACCAAGUCUUCGAUACCGGGAACGACGACCAGGCCUUCUGGGCACUGACCGCCAUGUCAGCCGUCGAAUACGCCUUCCCCGUCCCCAUCACCAACACCAGCACCUCACCUGCGCCUACCUCAAACUCAAAUAACCCAUACCUCACCCUCGCCAUCAACACCUUCAACGAGUUCGUAACCCGCUGGAACACCACGCAAUGCAACGGGGGUCUCAAAUGGCAAUUCACGCCCUCCAACGCCGGCUUCGACUACAAAUCCACCAUCUCCAACGGCGGGUUCUUCCAGCUCGCCGCGCGCCUCGCGCUCCACACCGGGAAUGCGACCUAUCGCGAGUGGGCAGAAAAAGAGUGGGAUUGGAUGACGGGCGUGGGUUUUAUCAACGAGACGACGUGGGCUGUGAUCGAUGGCGCGGGCGAUGAUAAUGGUGAGAAUUGCACUGUGCUGAGUACGCAGCAGUGGACGUACAAUAACGCCAUUUUCCUGUACGGCGCUGCUGUUAUGACGUUGCUCGACAAUGCCAAUACCAAUACCAGCGCUUCAAACUCCACUUCUCCUUCUCCUUCCACCUCCCCUCCAUCAAUCUGGCUCACCCGCACUAAAGGCCUCCUCGGCCACGCAACAUCCCAAUUCUUCACCCCCUCCCCCAAUGCCACGUCCAUAAUGUACGAGUCCCAAUGCGAGACCACCAGCUCCUGCAACACCGACCAAUACAGUUUCAAAGCCUACCUCUCGCGCUGGAUGACCACCACAGCCCUGCUAAUCCCGUCGUUGCAACCAGAUAUCCUCGCGCUUCUGACACCUAGUGCGCAGGCAGCGGCUCUCGCGUGUUCAGGCGCAGGGGAAGGCUCGCAGUCGCUGUGUGGCACGAAGUGGUAUGUGGGCGGUUGUGAUGGCGUUACAGGCGUCGGGCAGGAAAUGUCGGCGCUGGAGGUGUUGUUGGGUGUGCUGGGUACUAGCUAG
This is a messenger RNA of Lachnellula hyalina, 1299 nucleotides long. Its product is annotated as Mannan endo-1,6-alpha-mannosidase. Gene Ontology annotation, molecular function: mannan endo-1,6-alpha-mannosidase activity. The transcript is spliced from 2 exons. The coding region runs from base 1 to 1299 and encodes 432 amino acids. Lineage: Eukaryota; Fungi; Ascomycota; Leotiomycetes; Helotiales; Lachnaceae. Gene Ontology annotation, biological process: fungal-type cell wall biogenesis; carbohydrate catabolic process. The record is from RefSeq and is a predicted model, not a curated record.